UCAGACUCGUUAUUACUGGCGUAGGCAAUUUCAGUCCAUUGGAUGCCAUUCGCAGUUAGUUCAGUAGCGUGGAUGGAGAGAAUAACGCGUGGCUGGAGGAACAAUUGAAAAAUGGAUAAGAUGAUACAACAAAAGGAUGAUCAAAUUAUGAAGCUGCAGGCCCAAUUAUUGGAACAACACAAAAUAUUAGAUAACAGCAAAGCUAAGGAUGCUCAAAUUUUGAGUCUACAAGCUCAGCUAGGGGAAAAGAACAAAUUGGAACGGAACAGUUUCCAAACAGUGAAGGAGGUUUUUCCAAACUCAUCCCUAACUGAACAUGAGGAUGAAUUGGCAUUAGGCGAACACAGUCAGUUAUUCAGUCUACCACCUGACAGCGAGUUAAAGUUACAUUCUGUUAGUGCUGCACUAAAAGAAUUGUUAGUAAUAAGUCCAUGCAGCGAAGGAAGUGAACAAUUGUGGGACCGUAUAUGGGCUGAAAAUGGGUGUGGUACGGAAACCCAGAAAUACCACGAGUUCAACAUAAAACAUAAAUUAGUUACUUUUCGGUUUUUUGUCUAUUGAAAAAGUAUUUUAAUGCUAUUAUUUUGCAUUCACAGAAUUUUAGUGGGGGAUCAAGUCAAGUCUGGAAGUGUUACAGGAUGGAAGAGUGAGCCUACAGUUGAAAAACACUGAAAGUGCAUUACCAUUAAGGUAUGAGGUAAAGUAAUAGAGUAUGCAAAUUGUCUAAUGAGAAGUACCAUCUUGUGUGAAUGAAUCCUGUGUAACAGCAAUCCCUUAUAGUUCUGUCACAGCUAGAAGCCUCAAAUAAUUCUGCUUCUCUUGCUAAAGAACAACUUGUCCUUUACGUUCAGAGUGUUGGUGAAGCUGGGUACUUAAAUGGCCCUAAAGAUGUUUCAUUUCGUUGGCAUUGCAGCGAUGAACAUCAUACAUGGACUUUUAGGAAAGGAUUUUCAGCAUACUGGGAACACAACUAUCAACAAUGCAACAUUCUAGGGGUGCUAUUUUAUCAUUCAAGAGCCUUAUACAAUGAUUUUCAUCUGCAAUUUGUAUGGCCUUUCCCAAGCUUCUGCCAGAAGUUGAAUCUAUAAGUCAUGUAAGUCACAUGAGCAACAAUUGAGAUGCUUAAUGGUGUUGUUUUUCU
Daphnia carinata is the source of this 1141-nucleotide messenger RNA. RefSeq lists its product as uncharacterized. Bases 112 to 561 code for a protein of 149 amino acids. The transcript has 5 exons. The record is from RefSeq and is a predicted model, not a curated record. NCBI's taxonomy places the organism in Eukaryota, Metazoa, Arthropoda, Branchiopoda, Diplostraca, Daphniidae.